Molecule: messenger RNA, 888 nt
Organism: Cynara cardunculus var. scolymus (artichoke)
Lineage: Eukaryota; Viridiplantae; Streptophyta; Magnoliopsida; Asterales; Asteraceae
Exons: 1
Coding region: 1-888 (295 amino acids)
Biological process (GO): shoot system development; root development
Source: RefSeq, a predicted model, not a curated record
AUGGCUGCUAUUUCUCCAAUCACUAAAUCCCAUUGUCAUGCACGAUCCAUCAGCUUACCCUCUUCAUCACAAGAACAAUCGGUAUUCAAUGAGUUGUGCAGAGUUCAAGCUUCUCAAGAAGCCACCACAUCUUGUUCAUCAUCAUCAGUGAUAGGCCACAAACUAAAUGAGCUGAAUGAUAUGUAUGAAUCACUUGAGCCAUUGUUUACAUUGCCAACCACUCAACAAUCCCUAGCCCAAGGAUGCCACAAAGAACAACUGAACAAGUCAUUAGAUGAACUUCUUAUGCUUUUGGAUCUUUGUAGCACCACCAAGGAUGCCUUGUCUAUUUCGAUCGACUCUGCCAAAGAACUCCAGUCAGUUCUUCGACGCAAAAGAGGUGAUAAUCAUGGGUUAAUUUCCUCAGUCGAGGAAUAUCUUUACAACAGAAGAAAAUUGAACAAGGCUGUUUUUAAAUCGUUGUCAAGUUUGCAGAAGCAAAGUUCUUCUGCAAUCAAGGAAGACCAGAGAGGAACAUCAAAAAUCAGUAUAUUAAAGGAAAUGGAAUCGAACACUUUGACUGUGCUUGAAUCCUUGCUGACCUUCAUUCUUGGAUCAAAUGUGCAGUCAAAGCGAAAAGGGUGGUCUAUCGUCUCAAAGAUAGUUGGCUAUAAGCGUGUGCAGUGUGAUCAAACACUUGAAGAAAGUAAAGUUAAGAAGGUGGAUGAUGAACUGCAUUCUCUCAUCAGCAACAAGAAAACAAAAUUAGGGAGCUUAGAAGCCGAUACCAUACAAAUGGGAUUGGCAAAUUUAGAACUGCACCUCCUUGAUCUUGAUGAAAAAAUCGACUGCCUACGCAGAUGUUUGAUCAAAGCCAGAGUGUCAAUUCUAAACAUCCUGAACUUCUAG